Fundulus heteroclitus (mummichog) is the source of this 4174-nucleotide messenger RNA. It is a transcript of the gene fbxl20, whose product is annotated as F-box and leucine-rich repeat protein 20. Lineage: Eukaryota; Metazoa; Chordata; Actinopteri; Cyprinodontiformes; Fundulidae. Gene Ontology annotation, biological process: SCF-dependent proteasomal ubiquitin-dependent protein catabolic process. The record is from RefSeq and is a predicted model, not a curated record. Gene Ontology annotation, molecular function: protein binding. Gene Ontology annotation, cellular component: SCF ubiquitin ligase complex. Bases 902 to 2326 code for a protein of 474 amino acids. The transcript has 15 exons.
AAGCAGUAAAAGAACUGAAGGGAAAUCCAACUUAAUAACUGGAGGACAAUCGUAGCCUUUUUAUCUGUAGUCUGGUCUUUUGAUUUAAUGGGUUAUCCACAAAUAUUUGUCCAGACAUGUGAUUUGUCACAAAAUAUCCCUUUUUUUUCCAUUAGAAGAACAAAAACAGGAAAAAAAAGGAUAAUUUUCACAAAUGAACGGCAUCAUAAAAAGUGAUUACGUUGCAACUUAAAAUGGAAAGUAUGAGUAAAAGUAUAAAACGAUCAUUGAUCUGUUGUCAAGCGUGCGUUCCUAAGUAUUUAACGUGACGAGACGCCGUUCAGGACGCUGAUUGGUCUCGCUGGAUAUGUGGGCGUGGUUUAAGGAAACCAGGAAGUGGCGUUUCGUACUGUAAAAACAAAAGUCGCAAUGUAUGUAAAUAUGAAAGCUCGUGGUAUUUAAAUGGCCAGCUGAGUCAUACAAGCCCCAAAACAAUUUAAAUGCCACGUUCGUCUCUCUGUUACUCCACUAACUGAAGAUUAAGCUGUAAAACUAAUUUGACUGACGCUGCGGUGGCUUAAAAGGGUGCAAUUUUCCCUGCAUUUUAAGCGAUCAAAUUGUUUAUUCUUGUCAACACUUGCUUUGUUAGCGUUUUUUAUGAACUCACGAAGCCUGUCAAUCCAGGUAUUUGUGCUACGUGUGCGUGUUGAAAGGUUGACACCCCACACUGAUAUCUUUACUUCAAGAUCCAGCGAACAAAAAACAAGAGGACUUGUCGUUGGCGUUACAGGCCGUAAAGCAACAACAUCGCAACUCCAGGAGCGACGGGGGAAGAGGACAUGAUAAUCGUGGAACGGGCCCGUAUUUCCAUUCUGCAGCGCCUACGCCGAGCUCAUUGAGUCGGUGAGCAGCAGCGUCCGACAUGGGGAAGGAGGUAAACGGCGUUUCGCGGAGCCGGUUUGAGAUGUUCACAAAUAGUGACGAGGCAGUCAUCAAUAAGAAGUUGCCUAAGGAGCUGUUGCUACGAAUUUUUUCCUUUCUGGAUGUGGUGACACUCUGUCGAUGUGCCCAGGUUUCACGGUCCUGGAAUGUCUUGGCCUUGGAUGGCAGCAACUGGCAGCGAAUCGACCUCUUUGAUUUUCAGAGGGACAUUGAGGGCCGCGUGGUGGAGAACAUUUCAAAGCGAUGUGGAGGCUUCCUUAGAAAACUAAGCUUGAGGGGUUGCCUGGGUGUUGGUGACACCGCCUUGAGGACUUUUGCACAAAACUGCAGGAAUAUUGAACUACUUAGCCUGAAUGGUUGCACCAAGAUUACUGACAGCACGUGUAAUAGCCUCAGUAAGUUCUGUCCAAAGCUGAAGCAUCUGGACCUUGCCUCUUGCACCUCAAUCACCAACCUGUCUCUUAAAGCUCUCAGUGAGGGUUGUCCUCUGCUAGAGCAGCUGAACAUCUCCUGGUGUGAUCAAGUCACAAAGGAUGGCAUCCAAGCCCUGGUGCGCUCCUGUCCCGGACUUAAAGGCCUUUUUCUUAAGGGCUGCACACAGCUUGAAGACGAGGCUCUGAAGCAUAUCGGGGCACACUGUCCAGAGCUGGUCACCCUCAACCUGCAGACAUGCUCACAGAUCACAGAUGAGGGCCUCAUCACCAUUUGUCGAGGUUGUCACCGCCUGCAGUCUCUGUGUGUGUCGGGUUGUGCCAACAUUACAGACGCCAUCUUGCACGCCCUGGGACAAAACUGCCCCCGUCUCAGAAUAUUAGAAGUGGCCCGCUGCUCUCAGCUUACAGAUGCAGGCUUUACUGCAUUAGCAAGGAAUUGCCAUGAACUUGAGAAGAUGGAUUUAGAAGAAUGUGUACAGAUCACAGAUGGAACUUUGAUCCAGCUGUCCAUUCACUGCCCUCGCCUGCAAGUCCUGGUGAGUCCGUGCUCCCGCCUCGAUCAUCUGUUUGUUUCUGUUGCAUUUGAAAUGACAUCUCUGCUUGUUUUGAGUAACCGGGCUCCCCGCGGUGGCACCGCUGUGUUCCCUCAGAGUCUGUCUCACUGUGAGCUGAUCACAGACGAUGGCAUCAGACACCUCGGCAGCGGCCCCUGCGCUCACGACCGCCUGGAGGUGAUCGAGCUGGACAAUUGCCCCCUCAUCACAGACGCCUCCCUGGAGCACCUAAAAAGCUGCCACAGUCUGGAUCGCAUUGAGCUUUACGACUGCCAGCAGAUUACCCGCGCAGGCAUCAAAAGACUAAGGACUCAUCUGCCUAACAUCAAAGUGCACGCGUACUUCGCUCCCGUCACUCCACCCCCGUCCGUCGGGGGCAGCCGUCAGAGGUUCUGCCGCUGCUGCGUUCUGCUAUGAUGCAAAGACAACCACCCCCAGCCCCACUUCUCAGCGUGUUUCCUCGUGCCCACUCCCCCGGUCCAUUGCCAUACCGUCUCAUCUUCUGUCUAAAGAAAAAGAAUACAAAAAAAACCUCAUGCUGGUGUGCCCGCUCUGCUUUCUUCCUUAUGGAUUUUCGGAGAAACGGACGGAACCAAACAGCCCAACGGGAUUCAGGAAUCUGGAUGAACCUCCUUGGAAAAAACGGUUUUGAAACCCACAUCGUACGCGAACAUCAGCAGACUCUGCGUUGUCUUCAGUGGGCACAUCAGUAUUAUUAAAGAGGGGCUCCGCGAAUCACAGCUGUGUUCAUUAGUGCUAUGGGAUUUUACUUCUAUUCAAAUGAAGAAUGGACGACUCUUUCAAGUAAAACUAAGGAUUUUCACAAAGUGAACCCCACCCGGCCAUUGCCAUUAACCUCCCACCCCCCUCCCCUCCCUAGUUUUGAAGGUCACUCAAAAGCUACCUCUAACCAGGAUCUGCGCUUGAGUAAGACCGGUGUUUGCUGAUUAUUUCAAAAUAAAAGCGGCAGUGACAUAGCUGAAAAACUGCCAACACCUCCUACAAACACUCACACACAUAAGCAGAAAGCAAUUAUUUUUUUUCUUCCUUUUAAGAGUACUUGCAGCUAUUUGCACUUACAGUACAAAGAAAACAACGAUCAGACACUUUACUAACAUCACCCGCUGGCGCUCACAGCCGUUGUCCUCUCACCUCUCUCCGUUACAAUCAGACGCUUUAAGAUACUGAAUAGAGAAAAAAAAAAAGUUUGAAAUAUUUUUCUAAAUCUCAGACUCACAAGUGGGGACUUUAAAAGAUGCCAAAUGUUGCAUGUAACUCCUCUACUCUUUUUGUAUAAAAAAAGAAAAACAAGUGUAAAUAUGUAAGGACUGAGAGUCGAAGCCAGCUAACCAGCAGCAACAGGACAAUGACCUAAGAUGGGCGGGGCAGAGAUUUCCACCAAUCGGAGGGAGAUCCGGCAAAGUUCGAGCAUGCUUGUUUACAUGACUUGCUGGAGAGUUCAAGCAAGCUCUCGGUCUGGAGGCAAACUGAUGCAGGCCUGUUACAGCUUCUGACAACAAUAAAAAAAAAUGCAUUUCUUUCCAAGAACAGGAUUUUUUUUUUUUUUUUUUUAUUUUUUUUCUGGGGGGGGACAGAUCUGCCGUUUCUACAGGAAUUCAAGCUGUCAAAGGACAAUGGAAAGAUAAAGCCAACUUAAAAAAAAAAAAAAAAGCAAAAACAAUCUUAGAUUAUCUAAUUUCAGUUAGGUUUUGAUUUCACUGAGUUGCUUUUGAUUUUGCGUGGAGGACAAAGGAUGCGCUUGGGGUGGAGAGCCGCGACUCCUGGACUCCGCCUCGCAGGGCCAGCUCUGUCUGUGCGGGACCAGUGACCCUGGAGUCGCUUGAAGCGGAAGCUGACUGAAUCUGAGGAGCGCACGAUCUUGACCUGCAGCGGAGGAGCUUCUAAAGGACUUUAGCUCCUGGCCCUUUGAAGUAUCGAAGCCUUUUCUCCUGAAUUACCCUGUCCCGCUCUCGCACAUGCUUCACUCUUUCUCUUCAUAUAAAUGUUUUUUUUUUCUUCCCCUCCUUUCUGUAAUUUUCCUCUGAGUCUUUUUUGCUCUUGUUUUGCUGUGGUUUGGAUUCUGUCUCCAUUGUGUGUGAAGUCAUGAGUCCAGUCUCUGCGGGUUGAGUUUAAGCCCAAUUUUCAAUCCUAGUUUUGGUCUGAUGGAGUUCGUUUUCAUUAAGUUUGUUACUAAAUGUGUAGCAUUUGUCCGUGGGAAGUGUUGGCAUCAGUGCAAUUGUACUUCUUUUUUUUUUUUUUUUUCAG